GUUUGCAUUUCCGUUCAUUUGUAGAAAAUUUAGGUUAGCGUUUAUUAAAAAUUUGUGUUCGUGUAAGAGAAAGUGAUCAUCGAUGUUAAUAUUAUGUGUUAAAAGUGACACGAGAAUGGUUUUAUAGCAGUGCUUCCGUAAACAAGAUGAACCUAUUAGCAUGUCUCCUUUGCGCGUCCUCUGUUCUAAUGUGCCACGCGAGCCAGCUUAAUAAUGGUGGAAACAAAAAUGCAAUUUCUAUUACAAACCCUACACUCGAAGCUAUAAAUGGGACGCCAAAUUACAGACUGCUGAAUCCUUUUAGAGCUACACCAUGGUAUCCAGAAAGAGAGAUGAAACUAGACAGCUGUGUGAGAAAAGCUCAUUGCGAGCAGCUGGAUAAGCUGACCUGUUUAGGUGCCAAACUAUCUUAUGACAAAACCAGCGUACAUCUAACUUUUUAUGAGACUCAAAAUGAAAUUCAGAUGCAGCUGGAACAGUACAAGGAGUUGAUAAAUGUGCCAAAAUGCUGGGCGGUCAUACAGCCUUUACUCUGUGCGACUUUCAUGCCAAAAUGCGAGGAGAUUCUCGGUCAAGACAUGGUGUACUUGCCUUCCUACGAGAUGUGCAAAAUCACCAUGGAACCUUGCGCAAUACUGUAUAAUACCUCAUAUUUUCCAUCCUUUUUGAAAUGCAAUUCUACACUGUUUCCGUCUCGAUGCGAUAACGCUGGGAGAGAGAUGAAGUUUAAUACGACUGGGAAAUGUUUGCCACCACUUAUACAUACCAAUAAACAGUUACAUUUUUAUGAAGGGAUGUCAGGUUGUGGGCUGCCGUGCCGUGAUCCUCUGUACACCGAAGACGAGCAUCAGCAGAUACACCGACUAGUCGCCUGGUGCGCGUGCACUUGCUUGGCCCUCAACUUAUUGACGGUGGCUACCUUCCUCAUAGAUUGGCGGAGCUCUAACAAAUAUCCCGCACUUGUUAUUUUUUACAUCAACGUGUGCUUUGCUGUUGCAUCGAUGGGAUGGCUCGUACAGUUUGGCGUUGGGUCUAGAGACGACAUAGUUUGCUCAAAAGAUGGGACCAGGCGGCAAGGAGAACCUUCUGCUGAAGAAAAUUUGUCGUGUGUUGUUGUUUUUGUAUUGGUAUACUACUUCAUGAUGGCAGCUUGUGUGUGGUUUGUUAUAUUCACAUACGCAUGGCACAUGAGUUUUCGAGCAUUAGGCAAAAUCCAAGACAGAAUAGACAAAAAAGCGGCAUACUUCCACCUAGUGGCGUGGUCUCUCCCGCUAAUCUUGACGAUCGCGACCAUGGCCUUCGGCGAGGUGGAUGGCAGCAGCGUGACCGGGAUAUGUUUCGUGGGAUACGUCAACCAUCCGAUGAGGGCUGCUUUGUUGUUGGCGCCGUUGUCGGUGGUGCUGGUGCUUGGAGGAUACUUCUUAUUGAGAGGUAUGUUCUCCUUGAUAGCAGUACGAGUGUCCAGCAAGGACGUGAUAUCGCCCCGCGCCGCCAACAAGAUCCGCCAGACCAUCACACGCUGCUCCAUCACGGCCACCCUGGUCGCCGUGUUCAUCUGCGUCACCUUCGCCUGCCAUAUCUACGAGUUCAGGAAUGCUGACCUUUGGAAGGAUUCGUUUAAGAAGAAUAUCAUAUGUCGUCUAGAAGCCCUAAAGGACAGCAGCAAAGAGUGCUUGGGCGACGUGCGUCCUUCAGUGUCGGUGCUACAACUACGGCUGCUGUGCUGCUUCGCGGCCGGCGCGCUCAUGGCCACCUGGACCUGGACGCCCGCCGCCGCCGCCGCCUGGCGCCGCUACCUGGCCCGGAAGUUUGGGUGCUCAGUGGAGGCAGAGGUGACGCGGCGCGCGCGCAAGCACGAACUCAUCGCACGCGCAUACCGUCGUCGCGGAGAGUUCGCGGCGCGCGGACGACUGUCCAUAUCGCUGGGAGGCAGCCGGCAAGACCCGGUCGGGCUCUGUCUGGACCACACCUCGCCUAUCGACUACCCGGACGACGCCAAGCAUGAGAGUUUGUGUUUCCGCAGCGCGGAGCUGUCGUCGUCGUGGGCGGCCAACCUGCCGCGCUUCGUGCGCCGCCGCGACGCGCUCGUGCUGCCGGCGCACCACCACUCGCUCAGCUCCACGCCCGACCGCCGCAACUCACAGGAUUCCCAGAUCAGCAUCAGCCUCCGCCACGUCUCCGUCGAGUCCCGACGCAACUCCCUCGACAGCCAACUUUCAGUCAAAAUCGCGGAAAUGAAAACAAAAGUCGGCCGACGUCGCACCAAACACACUAAAGCCAAGCGCAAGGCCCGCGCCGCCAGCGCUCGCAAAGAAAGCACCCCCUCCAUCGAGAGCCAGAUCAGUCGCUACUGGCUCCAGGCCGUCGCGGCCAACAACGAUCCGUCCCGGGAGGAGGUAAAGUUCAGUUUCGAUUGAUUCUAAAUACGAACGUGUAUUAUUUUCGGUUUCAAUUGCUACUCUAUCGCAGCUCCUUAUAUCAGCGCGAUCGACGAUGCUGAAUCGAAUGAUUGCAUAUCAUUGAAUUGAAUAGAACGUGCGCGUGCGCAAAUCGAAUCGAGUCGUUUACCUUUAAUACUAUUUAUUUUAAUUUAGCGUGUAGGUUUACCAGUUCAAAUUAGUAUGUCCAAAGGUAUUUAUCCAUGUGAUAAGUUUUUAUUGUCAGAAUACAAUUUGACACGUGCGAGUGUUGUUAACAACUUUGUUUGUUGUUGUAUAUCAUUUUUAGGAACAAAAGACUGAUCAGAAUCUCUUGGAACUGUAUUAUCUCCCGUCGCGAUGUUUAAAGAUCCAUGACAAUCUCAAAGUUUUGUGAUAUUAUGUGUAACCUCAAUCAUAAUUUUAAUUGUGCCAUAAAGUUGUUGUGUGGUAUGAUAACUGACAGAAAUAAAUCAGAUUCGACUGAUAUUUUCGUAGCUACUAAGAUGUAAUUUUGCUAUAAGAUUUUAGAUAUAAUUAUCUAUACAUAAUGGCAAGCUAUUUUGAUUGUUUUACGGAUUAGCUAACUGUUGUUAUAUUAGCAUUGAUAAGAUAGUGCAUAAACUGUAUUUGUUAAAUCGAUGAUUAGUUCCGCUCUUGUGAGUGGAGAUACUUUGAUGUUAGCAAGCUGUCUCGUACAAAAAUGAGACGUGACAUCAUUUAUGUUGUUAAAACAAAAUGUACAAGAUAGGUUGUGAUGCAAUUGGAUUAUACUUAUUGUGAGUAGGUUGUUACGAGGCUAUUGUGAUGAUGAAAUACAUAUUUUUAAUAAGUAGUGGACACUUUUUUGCAAUGUAUUGUUGAACGAUAUAGUAGCCGACUGUUUGUUAUAAAUCUGUAAAUGAUAUUAUCGA
Ostrinia furnacalis (Asian corn borer) is the source of this 3331-nucleotide messenger RNA. Its product is annotated as smoothened, frizzled class receptor. The transcript has 10 exons. Gene Ontology annotation, cellular component: cilium; plasma membrane; dendrite. Gene Ontology annotation, molecular function: transmembrane signaling receptor activity; patched binding. Lineage: Eukaryota; Metazoa; Arthropoda; Insecta; Lepidoptera; Crambidae. The coding region runs from base 147 to 2417 and encodes 756 amino acids. The record is from RefSeq and is a predicted model, not a curated record. Gene Ontology annotation, biological process: smoothened signaling pathway; pattern specification process; central nervous system development.